AUGACCAAAAUAUAUGGCCCAAUAUUGGAAAAGGCUCUCAUCUAUAUUGUCGAUAUUUUGCUUUUUUCUCCUGAUGCAAAAGCCCAUCAAGCGUUAUUGGUCCAGUUUGCUUCUAUCACUAGAGCCCAUGGUAUCAUGUUGUCUAAAAAGAAAAUGAUUAUUGGACAGACGCAAAUAGAAUUCCUUGGGAUGAAAUUAUCCAAAGGACAAUAUGAAGCCCAACCACAUAUAGCCCAUAAACUACUCAAAUUCCCAGAUGAAAAUCUCACGAAAGUUCAGGUGCUACAAUUCUUGGGCAUCAUCAAUUACUUACGAGACUUUGUUCCCCGACUGUCUGUACUGACAAGGCCACUCAGCAAUAUGCUCAAAAAGAAUAGUCCAGAAUGGUCACAUGACCAAACUGUGGCAGUCAGAAAGCUGAAGGAAAUCAUGCAAAAUUUACCACCUCUAUAG
Messenger RNA from Cannabis sativa, 453 nucleotides. RefSeq lists its product as uncharacterized. NCBI's taxonomy places the organism in Eukaryota, Viridiplantae, Streptophyta, Magnoliopsida, Rosales, Cannabaceae. The transcript has a single exon. The record is from RefSeq and is a predicted model, not a curated record. Bases 1 to 453 code for a protein of 150 amino acids.